UCCCCACCGCCAAUGGCCUGCUCGCCCCAACCGGCUGCUCUGGGACUGCCUGUCAAGCCAAGCUCCUCGCGUCUACCGGCUCCCUUAUCACUAUAUCUUCUCUACUCUACCUUUCUGAAGAAACAGCCUGGCGUUACGUCAGACCCGGGCAAAAACCGCAGGGCAAGCAAGUCGGAGUCUGAGGAGCUAGGCAUUGCUGCCAAACCAGGACUAAGGCUGCUCACUCACAGCUCAGCGUUCAAUGUCAUUAAAAAGGAACACUUUUAAACCGCGGCAGCAUGUGGUAAGUCAAUUUUUCUCUGAUUCGUUUUUCCAGCCGUUGGGAUUUUUUUUUUAUACCGUUUUCACUCACAUGACACUUUGACCAGUUGUCUCUGGCUGGCAUAAUUGCGCAAAAACUGCGGUAACACCGCGUGUUGGAGAUUGUUCAAAAGUAGACUAACAAACGUUCAGCCACUUUGAAACCAACAUGACAUGAUGAUGAGGCACCCAAGCUUUUCAACAACCACUUGCAGAGAUUUUUUCUUCAUUUUUUAAAUUUGAUUAUUAAUCAUUUCAAAAACAAACAUGCCUCAUGCUCGAAAUAGGAACCCUAGCCCCAUCCCUGAGGUAACAUGGGAUACGGGAUUGAAGGAGAUGAACGAAACUUGGAAGGGAGCUAUUGCCUGUCUCGGGGUGGCAGUCUUUUUCGUCAUGACCAUUGGGAUCAUAUACUGGCAAGUGGUGGAUCAGCCUAACAAGAACUGGAUCCUAAAGGGGAGUUAUAGCGGGCUUAUCUGGGAGAGACGGACUCACUCUCUGGUCAUACAGACACUGACAGAAGACAAGACCUACGUGGAGAUUGACGUGGGCAACGUGGGGAACCCCGAUAUUGAAGUGCCGUUUGUCAGGAACCUGUGCUGGCUCAAUAAGACGGAGUUCUGCUACACAUGGGAUUCGGUGGCGGACGUUAAAAUCUCUUUGGAGGUGAAUGAGGCGACGGAGACGGAGUGUUAUAGCAUGACAUGGUCGCCGGUGCACUGUCAUGUGGAGCUGAAGGACUGCUUCUCCAUGGCUAACAUGUCGUGGUACGGUGGCGCCAGCGUCCAGAACCAGAGCUGGCCAAUCAACGAGCAGAAUGUCACCAUGCAGCCGUUCACUGUUAGCAACCUCAGGGACAACCCGUCUGGCUUUGGCUCAGUCCUCGAACGCUACUUCCUGGGCUCGUCAGGUAAGGGGUCUUCGCCUUGA
Molecule: messenger RNA, 1230 nt
Organism: Oncorhynchus tshawytscha (Chinook salmon)
Lineage: Eukaryota; Metazoa; Chordata; Actinopteri; Salmoniformes; Salmonidae
Product: SITS-binding protein-like
Exons: 2
Coding region: 568-1230 (220 amino acids)
Source: RefSeq, a predicted model, not a curated record